AUGUCUGAAAUCACGCGCAAGAAUAUGCCAUACGUCCGUCUCGGCAAGUCUGGAUUGAAGAUAUCAAAGAUCGUCCUGGGAUGCAUGUCCUAUGGCUCGAGCGAAUGGCAGGGUUGGGUGCUUGGCGAGGAGGAGUCGCUCGAGCACAUCAAGUACGCCUACGACCAUGGCAUCAACGCGUUCGACACCGCGAAUGUAUACUCCGACGGUAUCAGCGAGGAGAUACUUGGCAAGGCGAUCAAGAAAUACAACAUGAACCGCGACGAGAUCGUCGUCAUGACCAAGGUAUACUUCCCCGUCUCGCGCAAGACCGGAGCUUGGAUACCUCCCGCAGAGCUCGAUAACUCCGGCUACGUGAACCAGCACGGUCUCUCGCGCAAGCACAUUUUCGAGAGCGUCGACCACUCACUCAAACGCCUUGGACUCGACUACAUCGACUUGCUCCAGUGCCAUCGCUUUGACUAUGAUACGCCUAUCGAAGAGACGAUGCAGGCGCUACACGAUGUUGUCAAGAGCGGCAAAGUGCGGUAUAUCGGCAUGAGCAGCUGUUAUGCGUGGCAAUUCCAUGUCAUGCAGAACUACGCGAUUAACAACAACUUGACGCCCUUCGUCAGUAUGCAGAACCAUCUGAACCUCGCAUACCGCGAAGAAGAGCGCGAGAUGAUGCCUACCCUCAAGCACUUCGGCGUUGGCUGCAUCCCAUGGUCGCCUUUGGCCAGCGGCAUCCUCGCACGCCCGCUGUCAGAGAUGACCCUGCGCAAAAAGACAGAUCUCUUCCAGGGCGGCUACGCCGCACCCGCUACGGAGGCGAUCAUCAACCGCGUCGAGGAAGUCGCGAAGCGCCUUGGGCUGACUAUGGCGCAGGCUGCGCUGGCGUGGGUCAUGGCGAAGAGCGAUGCGCCGAUCGUGGGCACUACGAGCAUCAAGAACCUUGAUGGUUUGCUCGAUGCUGUCAAUGUGAAGCUCAGCGAGGAGGAUAUUAAGGCGCUUGAGGAGCCAUAUCAGCCUCGUAGCAUUUUUGGCGCCCUGUAG
Peniophora sp. CBMAI 1063 is the source of this 1032-nucleotide messenger RNA. The record is from the annotation of a GenBank genome assembly. NCBI's taxonomy places the organism in Eukaryota, Fungi, Basidiomycota, Agaricomycetes, Russulales, Peniophoraceae.